Messenger RNA from Polistes dominula (European paper wasp), 1571 nucleotides. RefSeq names its product F-box only protein 39. Gene Ontology annotation, biological process: positive regulation of protein ubiquitination. The record is from RefSeq and is a predicted model, not a curated record. Gene Ontology annotation, molecular function: protein binding. NCBI's taxonomy places the organism in Eukaryota, Metazoa, Arthropoda, Insecta, Hymenoptera, Vespidae.
AUGUGGGAUCAGCUGCCGGAGCUGAUAUUAAUACAAAUAUUCAGUCAUCUCGAUCGUGGAGAUCGUGCCAGUGUAUCUCAAAUUUGUCGAUCAUGGAAUUUAGCGCUUUCCUCACCUGUUUUAUGGCGUUCUGUCACAAUCCUCAUUGAUCGUGAUCUUAGAGGAAAUUUCCCUUUGGCGGGAGAAUUGGCUGUAAAAUAUGGACAAUAUAUGAGAACUUUAGAACUCGCUUGGUCAAGAUCAUACACCUUACCACAAGAAACACGAACUGCUCAUAAUAUUCAGGCAGAAGCAGGCGCAGAUUUUCUUGCAGUCAUACGAGCUAAGAAUGUACAAUUAAAAGAACUUAUAUUAACUAAUUGGGUUUUCAGUUAUAAAUGGGGAGAUAGAGGAAAAUUAUUGUACGCUCUUGCUAAUUUUCUCGGUUGUCAGAAUAAUCUUGAAACUUUGAGUUUACUCAAUGCUAAUUUUGGAGUGAGCGAUGUUCUGCGUCUGUUAGGAACUGUUGCGAGAGGAAGCAGUGAAAGAUUAGCAUCUUUGGAUCUUCGUGGUGCAUUCAGACAAUGGCAAACUCCUCAUAGCAAUCCUAGAUAUUUACGCUUAUUGGGUCGUCUUCAUGCAUUAACUAUAUUGAAACUAGAUUAUCCAGCGAUAUCGGAUCAUACUUUAAAUGCUUUGGCUAAUGGUGCUCCAAAAGUUCUUAAAAUUUUGCACAUUUCUAUCCGUGAUUCUGAUUCCCGACAACAUACUGUUGCUGAUAGUUCUUGGAAUAAUCUAGCACGUUCCUGUCCAAAAUUAACAGUUGCUUAUACCAUAGUAAAUAUUUCACACUAUGAGGACAUGUGUUACUUGUUGCUUCCUAGUGUUCCACUUGCCAAGUUUCAAUUAUUCAGUGGAUAUGUUUGGGACCAAAGUAGAUCUCGUAAUUUUCGAGGCACUGUUGGGCUAUUAAUUUCUCACUACACAAACACACUAGCCGAAGUAAUGUUGCAACUUAAAAACAAUCGAGAGUUAAUUGAUGAUUUACUCAUUUCUAUGCUUAUUCAAUGUAAAAAUUUAACUAAAUUGCAAUACGAUGGAAUUAUUAGAAGUCUUGAUACUUUGCGUGAUAUUUGUCAAUUACAAGCAGAACGCAAAACCUACUUUCGUACGAUUCACAUAAAGCCACGCAUUGUAAAUGUCAGGAAUCGUGCCAUAUUGGACGAUGUAAACUAUCAGUAUGUUCAUAAAAUGUUUGAGCAAGAAGUCGACUUUCGUAUAGAAGAUCCAGCUUCUUUUUUUAUGUAUUAUUGAUCAAACACUAUGUGAUGUCUCUGUAACGAUCCCCGAUCUAUUUAUCCACGUCUCUCUAAAUUUCUAACAUCAGAAAAUAAAAUACAGCCAAAUGCCAUUUCAAAGUUUAGGUACUUUUUUAAUUUACGAUUUUUCUAAAUGUUUGUUUAUAUAUAUUAUGCAUAUAUUCUAUUUUCUACGUUUCUUAUUACAUCUUAAUGGUAAAGAGGGUUGUAUAGAAACAAGUUUAAUAUGAUUUACAAAGAGAUCAUUUUUAUAUUUAAUAUUAAACUUAUAUA